AUGGAAAUGACAAUUGGCUUCCUCAUCAUUUUGCUAGCUGCUGCAGCUUUAGUUCAUGCCCAGAGCCAAAUAGGAUUCAUAAGCAUCGACUGUGGCUCAAAACAAGAUGCAUACACGGACACGGACAACGGCAUACGUUAUCAUUCAGACGAUAAUUAUAUAAAGACUGGGAUAAAUAAGGAUAUCGCUGCGAAAUAUGCAUAUCCAGCCAAUCCAGACCUACCGCAGCCUCUUUCGGAUGUCAGAAGUUUUCCUCAAGGUCUAAAGAACUGUUACUCCUUCACUGAAGCUGGAAAGGGCAGUUUGAAUUUGCUUAGAGCUACAUUUUUCUAUGCAAACUACGACGAUAAAAACAAACCUCCUGAAUUCGAUCUCUACGUCGACGUCAAUCUAUGGUCCACCAUAAAAUUCUCAAGUGUUUCCGAUAUCAUCACAACUGAGAUAAUCGUGACUGCUGUCUCAGAUACCAUGUACGUUUGUCUUGUGAACACAGGUUCGGGGGAUCCAUUCAUCACAGCAUUAGAGCUCAGGCCGAUUAUUGAUUCAUCAAUGUAUCUGAAAUCGAACUCUACUUCGUUAUUACUCUUAAAAAGAUUGAAUAUUGGCCAAACCAACAGUACAGGCACAGGUCGAUAUGAAGAUGAUAAGUACGAUCGAAUUUGGACCAACUACAUGAAACCCAACGCUUGGGAUUCCCUCAUAACUUCUCAACCAAUUAAUAAUCCCUUAGAUGGUGGAAAUGGCGUGCCCUUUCGAGUGAUUAGUACUGCGGUUAAGCCCCGGAACGGUACUAGUACAUCUUUGGUGUUCAACUGGAGCAGUGCAAAUGAUUCGAGCUCUGUAUUUUAUAUUUACAUGUAUUUUGCCGAGCUGGAGCUACUUGGGAAAAGCGAGCGUAGAAAAUUUAACGUGUCUUGGAAUGGGGUUCCGUUGUUUGGACCUUUUAGUCCUCUAGAAUUAUCAGUCAGCACAAUAUCAAACUCGACCAGCACAAUGUCAAACUCAAGGGCUGUUGCUGGUAAAGAGCACCAGAUUUCUAUUAUUAAAACAGAGGACUCUACACAGCCGCCAAUCCUAAAUGCUCUUGAGAUUUAUUUGGUCAAACACAUGAAUCAAUCACCAACAUAUGGUCAGGAUGUCAAUGCAAUUGGAGAAGUCAAGUCAACAUAUCAAAUUAAUAAAAACUGGGAGGGUGAUCCAUGCAGCGUGCCAGGGAAUUUAUCUUGGGAAGGUCUAAAAUGCAAUUACUAUACUUCAUUUCCUCGGAUUACUUCUUUGAACUUGACCUCGAGUAAUCUGAGUGGGAAAAUAGUUGCUUCCAUCGGCGAGCUCUCAUUCCUAGAGAUUUUGGAUUUGUCUUACAAUGGCUUAACUGGACCAUUUCCUACGUUCUUGGAGAAUCUAAAAUCUCUGAAGUUAAUAAAUUUGACAGGCAACCAUUUGUCUGGUAACGUUUCUAAUACUCUUGUCAAGAGAUCGAAGGCUGGAUCACUAACUUUGAGCGUGGAUGCCCAAAAUCUCCAAAAUCAUUGUGGCUCUGUUACAUGUAAAAACAAUAAAAAAAUUGUUGUUCCAAUAGUGGCAUCAUUGUCAUCAGCUUUGAUCGUCCUUAUACUGCUGGUUCUUGGAUGGAUACACAGGAGAAAAGGAAAAAAAAAACUAGAAGAGGCAGAAAUGAAUAAGAAAACAGGAAAAACGGUAGCAAUAAAGAAGAUCCAUUUUAGUCUUGAGGAGAUUUUAGAGAUUACCAGCGACUUUGGAAAGGUGAUAGGAAAAGGAGGAUUUGGGACAGUAUACCAUGGGUACAUGAAGGAUGGCAGCCAAGUUGCAGUAAAGAUGCUUUCUCCAUCGUCAUCUCAAGGACACAACGAAUUCAAAACAGAGGCAGAGCUCUUGAUGAGAGUUCAUCAUAGAAACCUUGCCACAUUUGUUGGAUACUGCGAUGAUGCCGAUGAUCACUUGGCGCUUAUCUAUGAGUUCAUGGCUAAUGGCAACCUUAAAGAAUAUCUUUCAGAGAGGAGUACGGAUUUGAAUUGGCAAACGAGGCUUCGCAUAGCUAUAGAUGCUGCACAAGGUCUAGAGUACCUGCAUCAUGGAUGCAAGCCACCAAUUAUACAUAGAGAUGUCAAGACAGCAAACAUACUUUUAACCCAAGCUUUGGAUGCUAAAAUAGCAGAUUUUGGACUUUCCAAAGUAGUUCCCGGUGACAGAGACUCUGAUCAUGUGGAAACCACGGUCAUGGGCACAGCAGGAUAUCUUGAUCCAGAGUACUACACUAGUCAUAUGUUGAAUGAGAAAAGUGAUGUUUACAGUUUUGGUGUGGUUUUGUUCGAGCUAAUUACUGGCCAAACUGCAGUCAUUAAAAGAAAUGACAUGGAAUUCACACACAUAAGAAAUUGGGUGGUCCCUAAGCUCCGAGAGGGAGAUAUAGCAAAAAUUAUUGAUGGGAAAUUGCAACCAGAUUUUGAGGUGAAGUCUGUCUGGAAAGCUUUGCAAGUAGCAAUGGCGUGCACAAAUAUUGCCUCCAUUGAUAGACCCACCAUGAGUUCUGUACUGGCAGAGCUUAAACUUUGUUUGGAAAUGGAGUUAUUUAGGGAUGGAGAUAAGAGAUCACCGGCACGGUCCAUGGAGGAGAUGUUCAGAGCAACAUAUGGUCCUGGCGUGUAUCUCCCGAGUAAUGAUGAUUCUGUUAAUGCUCAAUCCAUGACUGCUCCAUUUACAAGGUAG
Ziziphus jujuba (common jujube) is the source of this 2727-nucleotide messenger RNA. Its product is annotated as probable LRR receptor-like serine/threonine-protein kinase At4g29180. NCBI's taxonomy places the organism in Eukaryota, Viridiplantae, Streptophyta, Magnoliopsida, Rosales, Rhamnaceae. The record is from RefSeq and is a predicted model, not a curated record. The coding region runs from base 1 to 2727 and encodes 908 amino acids. The transcript has 12 exons. Gene Ontology annotation, molecular function: protein kinase activity; ATP binding; protein binding. Gene Ontology annotation, biological process: protein phosphorylation.